Labeo rohita (rohu) is the source of this 2289-nucleotide messenger RNA. RefSeq names its product beta-1,4 N-acetylgalactosaminyltransferase 1. The transcript has 12 exons. Gene Ontology annotation, cellular component: Golgi membrane. The record is from RefSeq and is a predicted model, not a curated record. Lineage: Eukaryota; Metazoa; Chordata; Actinopteri; Cypriniformes; Cyprinidae. Gene Ontology annotation, biological process: UDP-N-acetylgalactosamine metabolic process; UDP-N-acetylglucosamine metabolic process. Gene Ontology annotation, molecular function: hexosyltransferase activity. The coding region runs from base 345 to 1814 and encodes 489 amino acids.
UCUUGAGUCUUGGUCACUGCUCACGCGUUUCAAACAAGUAUUUGUCCUGCGAGGCUGUUCAUAUCUGAAGCCUGUAUGACAACCAUUCUUUUUACACGUGCUUGAAUGAAAUCUCGUGCAGUCGUCUCGUUUGAAGUAUAAAGAGCAAUGUUUGCGCCUGGUUAUUGCACUGGUUAUUCUGGACCGGAUUAAUUCUUCACAUUUAAAAUCCUGUUUUUCACAAAACUAGGAUUAGAUUUUUAUUUAAAACGUUUGUAGGUAAUAGUUUCUAUGGUAAGAAGCGGAAUAUAUUAAUUUGAAUUAAAACAAGUAAAACGGGGGAAAAAGAAUAAACUGAAUAUCCGAUGACAGAGAGAUCAUAUCCCAUAAUGAACUGCAGACGCCACCACCUGCUCACAGUUUUUUUGAUUUUGCUUUGUAUUGCACUGUCUGUUUGUUUGUUGCAACUGGGGGCCAUGGAUAUCAUGAAAACCAUAAUGGCAUCUGGGUACUCUGGCACCUCUCACCAUGUCAUUUUUGUCAAACCAAAAAUUGGAGCAUUUCUCAGUACAAAUCGCUCAUCAUGUUCCAGUGAAGGUAUGCUUACAAAACCAAAAAUAUCUGAAGAACUGCUGAAGGGCAUUGUGCAGCGCAGAGCAGAGGAGUACAGGCAACAUCAGAUUAGGAUGGGGGCAAACUUGGACAAAUUUAUUAUUGCACCAGCCAACUCUCCUCUCCAAUAUCCAAUCACAGGUUUCACAGUAUCUCCAUUGAAAAAAUCUGUAAUACCAGGUCUUGCUCUUCAAACACAAAAGAGGGAGGUGUACAAGGUGUCUUUGAGUGCGAAGACUGGAGUGCUUUCUGUGGACAGUGUCACGGCUGGAGAUCAGGUGGAUGGACAGGGUCAAAGUAAUCUGACCAUCUCAUCCAGCAGCCUCACACAUGUCAAUGAUCUGCUGUCCAGAGUGACCUACUACAGCACCAUCUACCACAUCAAAACAUCAGACUUUGUUCAUUUCAUAUUUGAGGACCAUGAAGUUGUGUUUCCCAUCCUGAUUAGGAGACAAACGGUUCCUUCUCUGUAUGACCCAGGGACAGAUGUCAACUCGCAGGUAACCGUACUAACCAAGACAUUUCUGCGGUAUAAGGAGCUGAAUGUCCUCAUCCAGAGUAUCCGGAUGUAUUACCCAGAUAUAAUGAUAAUUAUCGCGGAUGACAGCAUGAAGCCUGAACCUGUGACUGGAAAAAACAUCGAGCACUACAUCAUGCCCCCUACACGGGGCUGGUUUGCAGGGAGGAAUCUUGCUGUAUCACAAGUCACCACCAAAUACUUCCUGUGGGUGGACGAUGACUUUCAGUUUUUGAAAGGAACCAGGAUUGAGAGCUUUGUAGAGAUUAUGGAAGCGGUUCCAGAACUGGACAUUCUUGGUGGUGACGUUUCAGGCAAUCAGUAUUAUUUCACAUUUGAGUACGAAGAGGGAGAUGAAGAGGAAGGCGGCUGCCUGACACGCAUUAAAAAAGGCUUUCAUCAGCAACUUCCGAACUUUCCAAACUGCUUUCUAGUAGAUGGAGUUGUAAAUUAUUUUUUGGGUCGGACAGAUGCAGUGAGAAGGGUUGGCUUUGACCCGUACCUGAAAAGAGUGGGUCAUUCUGAGUUCUUUAUGGAUGGACUUGGACAACUGUUGAUUGCUUCCUGUAAAGGCCUCUCCAUUGGACACCAAAGACAUCGGCCUCGGGGGAAAUAUGCCUACUUCAGAACUCAGAAGAAAUCUGAGGGGAGGAAUAAAGUGUAUCAUCAUUUCUUUAAGAACUAUCUGAAACACGUAAAGUUCUGAAGGCUUUUUGUCCUCCUCUCCCAUAAGAUUUUGACUUACUGAAGGAAUAUUCUGACUCGUCCAUCCUUGUUUCAGAUUUAGGUUUGCUUGCAAGACAGCUACAACUGGGUUAUAACUGCAAUUAAAAAACAAACAAACAAUAUAUAUACUUGAGCCUGUCCAAAUGUGGCAGCAUACUUUUUUUUUUUUUAUAAACAUGAAACCAGUUGGAUCCCCAGUCUAAGAAAUUUCUUUCUGUAAAUUAAUUUAUUUAACCAGCAGUGGAUAUUAUUAGUCUCCAUGUUAGUUUUUUCUUGUCUGCUAAGGUCUGCAGCAUCUCUGUGUCUGUAUUGUUAAAUAAAUAAUAGAUGAUAUUCUGCUAAUGUGUUUGUAUAAGAUGCCAAAUGACUGCUCAACAUGUUUUGUCAAUAUUACAUUGUAAUAUUUUGUGAACAAUUUGUAACCCUUUAUAGGGUUAAAUAAACUUGUAUGUUAU